Hordeum vulgare subsp. vulgare (domesticated barley) is the source of this 1145-nucleotide messenger RNA. Its product is annotated as protein STRICTOSIDINE SYNTHASE-LIKE 10-like. The record is from RefSeq and is a predicted model, not a curated record. Gene Ontology annotation, biological process: biosynthetic process. Gene Ontology annotation, molecular function: strictosidine synthase activity. The transcript has a single exon. Bases 36 to 1076 code for a protein of 346 amino acids. NCBI's taxonomy places the organism in Eukaryota, Viridiplantae, Streptophyta, Magnoliopsida, Poales, Poaceae.
AACACGCGCCAGCUCUCGAAACAGCGAAGUCAACAAUGGCGAGCGGCACGAGGGGUGUCGCCGCGGCGACUAUCUCGCUCGCCGUGCUGCUCCUAAUCCUUUGCUUCUCGCCAAGCACGGCCGCCGCCGUCCCCAGCAUCGACGCCACGCGGACGCGCCACCUGCCGCUGCCGCGCGGACUGCUGCGCGGCCCGGAGAGCGUCGCCUUCGACGCCAAAGGGCACGGCCCAUACAGCGGCGUCUCCGACGGCCGCGUGCUCAGGUGGAACGGCGACGCGCUCGGCUGGUCGACCUACACCUACAACCCCGACUACAGCAGCGAGGCGUGCACGGCGUCCGUCUUCCGCCCGGAGACGGCCACGGAGAGCCACUGCGGACGCCCGCUAGGCCUGCGGUUCCACCUCAAGUCCGGGUACCUGUACAUCGCCGACGCCUACAAGGGGCUCAUGAGGGUCGCGCCCGGCGGUGGGGAGGCGACUGUGCUGGUCACGGAGGUUGACGGCGCACCUCUCCGCUUCACCAACGGCGUGGACGUCGACCAAGUCACCGGCGAGGUUUAUUUCACAGACAGCUCCACCAACUUCAAUAGGUCGCAGCAUGAGAUGGUGACAAGAACCGGAGACUCGACGGGACGGCUAAUGAGGUACGACCCACGGACGGGGAAGGCCGUCGUGCUCCAGGCCGGCAUCACUUACCCCAAUGGUCUUGCCAUCAGCGCUGAUAGGACGCAUCUCAUCAUCUCGUCGACCGGGCCGUGUAAGCUGCUACGAUACUGGAUCAAGGGCUCCAAGGCGGGCACGAUGGAGCUAUUCGCCGACCUUCCUGGCUAUCCAGACAAUGUAAGGCCCGACAAGAAAGGAGGAUAUUGGGUGGCACUACACCGUGAAAAGAAUGAGCUCCCCUUUGGCAUUGAUAGCCACUUGCUAGCCUUGAGGAUUGAUGCCCAUGGAAAAAUUACUGAAGAGAUGAGGGGGCCCAAGAGCGUGAGGCCGACCGAGGUGGUGGAGAGGAGAGGAGGCAAAUUGUUCAUGGGAUCCGUCGAGCUUCGCUAUGUCUCCGUCGUCACGCGCAAAUAAAUAGACCAAUUACCUAACUUAAGGCUUUUCCUAGGGCAUGCGUAUUUCAGUUUUCUUGUUAUGAUUGUU